AUGAUCAACACCGCCUUCUCCACAGCGGAUGGCCGGCGGCUGCCGCGCGACUUGACGGACCAGCAGAAGCGGGACAUUGAGGAGGCGUUCCGCGUGCUCGACGUCAAGGGCGUGAACACCAUCACGCCAAACGACCUAAAGGUGGCACUACGUGCGCUCGGGUACGAACCAGACAAGGAUGCAGUGCGAAAGCUUGUGGCGGAGAUGGAUCGUGGCGGCGUCUCCAGCAACCUCGUUCUCAGUGAAUUUGAGGACGUCAUGCGCCAGCGCUUCUUUGCCGAGGACAAGGACGACGAGGUGGACCUCGCCUUCCCGCUGUUCACAGAGGGCAAGUCGGAGUUCAUCUCUCUCGAUGACCUGAAGCGGGUAGCGGCGGAGGUUGGCGAGGAUAUCCCGGAGGACGUGCUGCAGGAAAUCAUUCGCGAGUGUGAUGUACUCGAUCGCGACGACCGCAUUUCCCGUGAGGAGUUCAACAAGAUGUUGAGGUCAGACAAGUGA
Messenger RNA from Leishmania mexicana MHOM/GT/2001/U1103, 498 nucleotides. Its product is annotated as putative centrin. The record is from RefSeq and is a predicted model, not a curated record. NCBI's taxonomy places the organism in Eukaryota, Euglenozoa, Kinetoplastea, Trypanosomatida, Trypanosomatidae. The coding region runs from base 1 to 498 and encodes 165 amino acids. Gene Ontology annotation, molecular function: calcium ion binding. The transcript has a single exon.